Messenger RNA from Schizosaccharomyces japonicus yFS275, 2490 nucleotides. Its product is annotated as HAL protein kinase Hal4. Lineage: Eukaryota; Fungi; Ascomycota; Schizosaccharomycetes; Schizosaccharomycetales; Schizosaccharomycetaceae. Gene Ontology annotation, cellular component: cytoplasm; mitochondrion. The coding region runs from base 274 to 2064 and encodes 596 amino acids. The record is from RefSeq and is a predicted model, not a curated record. Gene Ontology annotation, molecular function: kinase activity; nucleotide binding; transferase activity. Gene Ontology annotation, biological process: intracellular protein localization; protein lipoylation; regulation of iron-sulfur cluster assembly. The transcript has a single exon.
GCCGUAGCCACUGUACCUCCCACCAUGUGACCGUACAUCUCUCUCCAUUUACCAUAAAUCAUACUCCGUCCGGCGUAGUUUAGCACUUUUUUCCAUUAGAAUUCGGCGAUUUUUGUGUCGUUUUGGCGAUAUAUUUUUCAGGAAAUUCAUUCUAGUAGCUUUAGAGCUUGUUUCUCGAAGAAACGACCUUUCUAGCGCCAAUAUUCAGUUCUCGAGACUCUCUUCGGGAUAUACAGUUUUCCUUGAGGCAUCCAUUUGAAUUUCUGAAAAAGAAUGAGCAAAAACGAUUCAGUAGGCGAUUUGCCUGCCCAAUUGGGGAAUUUACAGCUGCAUGGAAACCAGAGGGCCGCUGUUUUUGCGAGAACUGGAGCCGGUGCUGGUCUUGAUGCAGGUGUUGGUGCAGGUAAUUCAAAACAUGUCGCAUCAUCAAAGGUUGGAGACCUUGGAACUCGGCCGGGAGAGCCAGCAAGGUCGUCCUCCUUGCGAAAUGAAGUGAAACGCGAAGAUGUGCCAAAAUUGCUUCGUCGGAGCAGCUCAAAACCUCAAAAAACUAUAGACGGAAAUAAUGCUACGGGAACAGCAGCUGCUUCGAUUCCUCAGAUGCCUCCUCCUAAGGCGGCUCGUUCUGGUGUUCCUACUGCUCCAGUCACUCCCACUGGCUCCGGUAAACCAUCUCAUCAUAAUUCACUUCGUUCAACUGCCGCCCAGAACGCAGCUGCUCCCGCUACGGCAGCCCAGGAGCAACCAACGACGCCUUCACGUAACCCCAUGUCCCGUUUGCAGCGCAUCUUUUCACAGUCGGGUCGGUCGAACGCCGACGUUCAUCGAAAUAACAGUAAGGGCAGUAAGAAUGCUCAUGGUGAUGAGGCCAGUGUGUCUGGCAGCGAGGGUGGUAAUUCUUCGGCAAACCCUCCCAACUCCGCUGGCAGCUAUGGAAAGUUUCAGCGUUUUGUUGUCUAUGCCGACAACACACACGUCCAUCAUUUGCGUCCCGCCCGUCGUCAAGAGAAGCUCAGCAAAAUGCUAAAGGAUUUCCUGGCCGGCAAUAGCAAGAAGCGAGAGGAGGAGCGUAUUGCUCGCGAGCAAGCCGAUGCCCAACAUCAACUGAGUCUUGUACAGUCUUGGAUUAACGGCUAUGGUCAAGAAAAGCUGUCUGAAAAGAAGGAUCCCGCUAAAAUUUCUGCCAGCUUUGUGGAGAAGUAUGGUCGGUGCCAGGAGGUGAUCGGCCGCGGUGCCUUCGGCAUUGUUCGUAUUGCACACAAAGUAGACCCUCGUUGUUCGCAGGGAGAGAUUCUUUACGCAGUGAAGGAGUUCCGUCGGAAGCCGUCUGAGUCGCAAAAGACUUACACGAAGCGUCUGACCUCCGAGUUCUGCAUCUCGUCCUCCCUUACUCACCCCAAUGUAAUCCACACCCUGGAUCUUAUCCAAGACAACAAGGGUGAUUACUGCGAAGUGAUGGAGUUCUGUGCUGGCGGCGACCUGUACACUCUGAUUAUGGCCGCAGGAAAACUAGAACCCGGCGAGGCAGAUUGUUUUUCCGUUCAACUUAUGCGUGGUGUCGAGUACAUGCACGACAUGGGCGUUGCUCACCGUGAUCUGAAACCCGAGAAUCUGCUACUCACCGUCAAUGGCAGCCUAAAAAUUACGGAUUUCGGCAACGGCGAAUGCUUCCGUAUGGCAUGGGAAAAGGAGGCACACAUGACCUGUGGCUUGUGCGGUUCGGCUCCCUACAUUGCACCUGAAGAAUACACGGAGAAGGAAUUUGAUCCCCGCGCCGUAGAUGUUUGGGCAUGCGGUGUUAUUUACAUGGCCAUGCGUACUGGACGUCACCUCUGGCGUAUUGCUAAGAAGGAUGAGGAUGAAUACUAUUCUCGUUACUUGAACGACCGAAAGAACGAAAGCGGUUACGAGCCAAUUGAGAUGUUACAACGGUCGAGGUGUCGCACGACUCUAUACAACAUUCUUCAUCCCAAUCCAACUUACCGUCUGACAGCGAAGCAGAUCAACAAAACCGAAUGGUGCCGUUCGAUUGUUGUUUGUGAGAGCGGUCUCAAGGGCCUGUAGCGGGCGACACCGAACUCGUCUUCUUUUUCCCCAUCUAACGUGUCGGGUUGAUGCAUGUUUCCAUGCCAUCAAGUUUUGUGUAUAUCGUUUGCACCCGGUGGGUCCCUUAUGAAACGUUGAGAAGAAGGCGAGAACAGUUAUGCAUGCUUUAGCUUACAUCUCUCAAUUCACACCUAAAGCACUAUCCAGUUGCGGUUGUCGCACCACUCAACGCAAUCAUCACUUUCGAUCGCGUGCCUCCUUCCUCCCUACCGUGUGCAGUCAGAAUUCCCUUCACUGUGUGUAUAGAAACUCGUGCAUCUUAUAACGUGCCUUAAUUCGUUUCGCAUGUGCCCAAACGCUUCCCACAUUUGCUAUACCUCGGCAAACUAACCAUUCAGUCACUCGUUUAAACAAUCCAUCCUCCGUCCCCUCCUCAAAUUGAAG